UGCACCUCUGAAGACCGGCGAUCACAUGCUUGCUCCCCGCUCACACGCCGUCUCUUUCUCUAACUGUUGCAAGCAAAGUAUCGCGUCACCAUCACGAAGUGAUCAGUCGCGUACGCACAGAGCUUUCAAAAGCUCUCUUACAGACCCUUGAUACGGCCAAAAUUUUCAUCUUGCCAGCAAUACAUUUUCCGGCUCCAUUCUCGACGUCUUGUGUUGUUUGUGUUAAAGAACACGCGAAGAAGUUUGUCGGUUCAAGAUCUAACUCGCGCGACACGAGUAGUGUAAUAGCGCGAUCUGCUCAUUAUUCAUUCACCAUCUAAGCAGAAGAAUCAAGCACACUUGAAGACCACUACUUGUAUUCGGAUAUCGCUUGGAUAUCGGCUCAAAGAAUCGGAGUGCGUGAGAAUCCAUUGAGAGAAAUUAUACUUCACGCUGUAAGAGAUGCACUACGAUAUCAACCACGUGGUGACUGUUUCCAUUCUAUCAAACAUAUACCACAGCAAAACAACACGAUCAUACAACGCAUCUGUUCUAUAACAUCAGAAACUCUUCCAAAAUGAUCGUGCAGUCUGUUGUAGUUGUGCAAAUAUAAAUUCAUUGUGUCAUGUAAUCGGAAGUAAAGAUAUUUACAUCGAUAAUAAAGAAGUCGCCUGAGAUUACUGCAAAUUUGCUGCAAGAAACAUUCUUUCAACUUCAAAACUUUGAUUGUACAAUUAUCGUUACAGUGAUAAACAUAGUGUUUCAUCGUGGACGUCGACGCGGUAUGCAGUUGCGCAUUUACUUUUUAGCCUGUCUCCUAUUAAAGGAGCUGGCUCAAGCCGAAGAAGUAGAGGUCGUGGAGGCAAUUCCGGGCGAGGACAAUCGGAACGAGAACUCGGCAUUAAAUCGGCAAGAUAACGAAUUAAAUAAUCCAGAUCAAAUGACGCUAGAUACUAUAACGGACAAAGAUACGGGAGGAAAUCAUUACAAACCAGGGAGUGGUCUUCGAGGUCAUCCUCUACUAUCACCAAGUCGAGGAGCGUUGAGUUUGUCACGUCCGCAUCAUAGCGUCGCGUAUCACGGCCCGCCACCGCCGUUACCGCCAAAAACGUCACCAGAAGCUAUGGACAAAAUAUACAUCACUGACGGUGGCGGCGUCAGCACCGCGAUUGAUGUUGAACCUUGGCCAGCGCCGACACUUGAUAUGCCGAAGAUUGUGUCGCUUGACGUAAAAUGCGAGAAGAGUCUAAUGAAGGUAUAUUUAGGCUUCGACAAGCCGUUCUACGGCAUUGUCUUCAGCAAAGGUCACUACAGCAACGUGAACUGCGUUCAUCUACCGGCUGGAUUAGGUCGUACGUCCGUUAAUUUCGAAAUCAGCAUACACGCGUGCGGCACGGCUGGCAACACGGAAAACGGACUGUACGGCUACGGCGCUGAGUCCGGAUCCGGCACGUAUUUUGAGAACAUUAUUGUGGUGCAGUAUGAUCCCCAAGUGCAAGAAGUUUGGGAUCAGGCGCGCAAGCUACGCUGUACGUGGCAUGAUCUAUAUGAGAAGUCGGUGACCUUUCGCCCGUUUCCUGUAGACAUGCUAGAUGUAGUGCGCGCGGAUUUCGCCGGCGACAAUGUGGGAUGCUGGAUGCAGAUACAGGUCGGUAAGGGACCAUGGGCUUCUGAAGUCUCAGGACUGGUGAAGAUCGGCCAGACGAUGACGAUGGUGCUAGCGAUCAAAGACGAUGACUCCAAGUUUGAUAUGCUCGUGAGAAACUGUAUGGCCCAUGACGGCAAACGCGCGCCGAUACAACUAGUGGAUCAGCGGGGUUGCAUCACGCGGCCUAAAUUAAUGUCCAGAUUCACCAAGAUUAAGAACUUCGGUGCUUCGGCGUCGGUAUUGUCGUACGCGCACUUUCAGGCGUUCAAAUUCCCGGAUUCCAUGGAAGUUCAUUUUCAAUGCACUAUACAGAUCUGCCGAUAUCAGUGUCCGGAUCAGUGUUCGGAAUCGUCGCUCUUAGAGAGUCAGGGUCUUUUGGAAAAUCACCAUCAUCUCCCGAACGGCCAUUCUGACGUCGGAUACAAUCUUCCGCCUCCUCUUCCGCUGCCGUUAGAAGCUUAUUUGCAAGCAGCGGCUGGACGACCUAGAGACGAGAGGAGAAGAAGAUCUCGCGAGAUCGUAAACAAUCCGCAAAAGAAUGUGGGUGUAAAUCGAAUUAUCCGGGUAGUUUCGACAAGCGAUCUGACGUUCUCUAUCGACGAAAGCAGCAACGGCGAGCUGAACGGGCCGACGAUGGUAUUUCCGCAGCGUAAUGAGAACACGACAAACUCGACUAUGAUCUGCAUGACUACUCCGGGAUUCGCGAUUACUCUCAUCGUGCUGCUUACCAUUUUACUCUCCUCGUGCGUAUUGUCGGCUUAUCUCUUUAUGCGUCUCAGACCCUUUUCAGUGAAAGGCAAGAAAUCCAUGGCAUUCUGCAACGCUGAACAGAAUAGCGCGACGAAAAAAUCAAGAACGUGCUUUUAUUCAUAGAAAUUAUUGCGAUUGUUGCAAGUUACUUCAAGUUUAUGAUAAUUACGAUAUUUUUUCGAAUUAAAAGAGAGAGACUCGUCAAUUGCACGAUCUUACUCUCUGAAACCGGUUUCGCGAUUCUUUGCAAUAUUGUUAGAAAUCAGUAGGUCUACAUAAGACAAAUGCAAUCGUACAAGAAGAAAUUUUUAUACAAAGAUGUUUUUUCGGGUUUGAAUCGCGUUAGUGUCAUUUUUAUACCGC
Messenger RNA from Pseudomyrmex gracilis, 2740 nucleotides. RefSeq lists its product as uncharacterized. The coding region runs from base 764 to 2500 and encodes 578 amino acids. NCBI's taxonomy places the organism in Eukaryota, Metazoa, Arthropoda, Insecta, Hymenoptera, Formicidae. The record is from RefSeq and is a predicted model, not a curated record. The transcript has 5 exons.